This is a messenger RNA of Diaporthe amygdali, 1857 nucleotides long. RefSeq names its product cyclohexanone 1. NCBI's taxonomy places the organism in Eukaryota, Fungi, Ascomycota, Sordariomycetes, Diaporthales, Diaporthaceae. The record is from RefSeq and is a predicted model, not a curated record. The coding region runs from base 1 to 1857 and encodes 618 amino acids. The transcript has 4 exons. Gene Ontology annotation, molecular function: N,N-dimethylaniline monooxygenase activity; flavin adenine dinucleotide binding; NADP binding.
AUGACUGCCUCCGUGGACCCACCCGCUUCAUCUACAAAUGGGGUCAGCUCCAGUGAUGGGCCAUUACCAACUAGCCUUGCAUCACGCAUGCCUGCUCCGGAGCUGCCAGAGUUUCUCAGUGGAAACGUUGCGCCGCCCAGGCUCCAGGCACAAGCUCCAGCAAGCCGCGAGGAUCUUCAAGAUCCAUGGAAGCUAAAUCCGUCGUUCGCUUAUGCGCCACGAAAGCUCAAGGUUUUCACGAUAGGCGCUGGCUUUUCUGGUCUGCUCAUGGCGCACAAAUUUCAGCACAGAUUUCCGGAGAUGGAUGAUAUCGUGGAGCACACCAUAUUCGAGGCACAUAGCGAGGUGGGGGGUACUUGGCUUGUCAACAAUUACCCUGGCGUUCAAUGUGAUGUUCCAGCGCACAUAUACGCAUUCCCAUUUGAUCCUAAUCCGGAUUGGAGCCGUUUCUAUGCAAGCGGUGCAGAGAUUCUGGAUUAUAUUAAAAGCACCGUCAAGAAGUGGGGACUUGACCGCGACCUCGAGCUCAAUACGAGAGUUGUCGAUGCUCGUUGGCAAGAAGACGCGGGCCAGUGGAAAGUCACAGUUGAACAUCAGAACACAAGACGUGAGGAGUAUUGUCAUGUCAUGAUAUCAGCCCGAGGCGUCCUGGUUCAUGAGUCCUGGCCUGAUAUCCCCGGCCUACGUGACUUCCAGGGUCAUAUCACACAUUCUGCACUCUGGGAUCACAAUUAUGACUACUCAAACAAGAGGAUCGCAGUUAUUGGAAAUGGCUCUUCCGGCAUCCAGAUAGUCCCACAAAUGGCUAGGCUGCCUGGCACCGUGGUGCAGAAUUUUGUCCGCGGGCCGACGUGGGUUUACUACCGAGCGCCACCGUCCAAGCACCUUGGCAGGGACGACCCGCAUCCAAAUCCAAAGUACACCGACGAGGAACGCGAACGAUUCAAUGACCCUGAAUACCAUUUGCAGCACAGGAAGGGCAUAAUCUCCCGUACGAAUAAGUCCUUUGGCAUCUUCUUGAGGGGCGAGAAAAAUGAGGAGGGGAUGCGGCUGGCUUCGGAACAAAUGGCAGAGAAAUUGAGGCACGACAAGAGACUGUGCGAUAUCCUGAUUCCUAAGUGGGAGCUGGGCUGUCGAAGAAUCACCCCUGGUCCAGGAUACCUGGAGUCCUUUUCACUGCCGAACUGCGACAUUACAAACAGUCCGAUCACCAAGAUCGCCAACCAUGGCGUCCAUACUGCUGAUGGGAGCUUUUUCGAAUGCGAUGUGGUCGUCUGUGCCACUGGUUUCGACGUGUCUCAUCGGCCACGGUACCCCGUGGUCGGCAAGUCUGGGGUCGAUCUUGCUACAAGAUGGGCUGAAGAUCCAGACUCUUAUCUUUCUGUGGCGGUUCCCGACUACCCUAAUUAUUUCAUGAUGAUGGGCCCCAAUUGCCUCGGCGGCCACGGCUCUCUGGUCGAGUCCCUCAACUGGACCGGAGAUUAUUUCAUCAAGUGGAUAAAGAAGCUGGCGACAGAAGAUAUCAAAUACGUAGUGCCCAAGCAGGAUGUCGUCGAUGCCUUCAUUAGGUACACCGAUCAGAUACAUAAGACCCUUGUCUGGUCUGGCAGCUGUCGGAGCUGGUACAAGAGAAACAAAGAGGACGGCCGAGUUACGGCUCUCUUUGGAGGAAGCGCCCAUCUAUUCAAUCGCAUGCUGAGUGACAUCCGCGGUGAGGAUUUUGAGAUUCAUUACCGCACGGCUAACCGUCUGAGGUUCAUGGGGAGCGGAUUCACGGAGUGGGAGAUGGAUCCCAAGAGCGACCUGUCAUGUGCAUCUUCAACCUCGCCUGGUAUGAGCAUUUCGCGUACGCAAUAA